AGCGAGGAUUUGAGGGGACGCGCGCAGGUGGAAGACCAUGACAGAUACUUUCUUGUCCUGCAAACUUCAGUUAUUUUUUUUAACAACCGCAGUCCGGGAUGGAAAGACCUCCUCUGCCUCAUCCGGACAGGAGUGAAUCCCCCCAAGAAAGAAUGAAGUAACCGCUAUGGAGCCGGACAAUGCCCCGCACUCCGAACUCAAAGGAGCCGGGGGGAGAGUCCUGAUUCUUUGGACCAUUCUCUGUUGUACCUGUUCUCUAACACUAGCCCAAAAUGUAGAUAUUCUGCAGCAGCUGGGUCUCUCUGAGCAAAGGGCAGACGGGUCGACAUCUUGGAGCUCUCGCUCUGUCCCGAAUGGCAUCAUCCCCUUCAAGUCUGGCGUUAUACUCACCCCGAGGGCACGCAUCCAGGUGCCUCUGCGCACUGUCAUCCCUGCUUCCUAUACCACGACCAACCUCUCCCUGAUUCUCAGUCUGUCUGUUCACCGCAUCAACAGUGCCUUUCUGUUUUCCAUUGUGUCCAAGAGAGGGAAAGUGCAACUCGGUGUGCAGUUUAUACAGGGUAAGGUCCUUGUUUACGUGGGCCACAGAAACUCUGUCACAUUCGACUAUGAUGUAUACGACGGCCGGUGGCACAGUCUGGCCUUGGAGGUGAAAGGUCUCAGAGUGUCCUUGCAUACAUCUUGCGGAAACAGAAGCCUCCAUGCAGAUUUGCGUGCCAAAAAAGUGGAGGCGCUUGAUCCGAAGGGCUUGUUCCUACUUGGGAAAACAAACCACAAUGCAGUGCCUUUUGAAGGCGCUAUCUGCCAGUUCGACAUGUAUCCGUCAGCAGAGGCAGCUCAUAACUAUUGUAAUUUCAUUAAGAGACAUUGCAGAGAAGCCGACACAUAUCGGCCUGUCUUCGCACCACUGCUACCUCUAAUUUCCAUAGAACCAAACAUGACUCAGACAAAAGCACCGGCAUUUACCGCGCUAUCACAGAAGACCUCAAAACCUACUUUAUUCUCAUCUGAGCAAUCUACUGUUGUAACAACUGAUCAUUUGCUGAUUGAGAAUGAACCAUCUGUGUAUUGGACCCUUGAACCGACUGUUGCUGCUGUGUCCGUCAGUAAAGCAGAACAUCCGGUGUUGGAAAGACCAACUGUCAUCACAUCUGUCUGGACCAGUACGACACCACCAACGAAGGAACUAAAUUUUCAAACGGGUGACGACACAAAGCGGACAGAUGCAGACCCUCUUCUUGGACAAGGAUUUAAGGAUGUAGCAACCUCUACAAGACCACUAGAAACUAAAGUUUGGACCCAAAGCGAGUCCACAACGUACUUGCUCCAGAAUGAGCAACUGUCCACCAAAAAACCCGAGCCCAAUGUAACCAGUGUACAGGACAUCAAAACCAAGCCAGUUAUACCCAUCACUCCUGAAGCCUUAGAUGACUUCCAAACAUUUGACCUGGAACCAACCCUUGUCUCACUGUUGGCGGGACCACCUGGGCUGAAGGGAGAACCAGGACCUCCGGGCUUUCAAGGUCUUCCAGGUUUGCCAGGAAAAGCAGGGAAGCGGGGCCCACGGGGUCCCAUUGGCCCACAUGGAAACCCCGGUCAGCCUGGAUCACCUGGAUUGAAGGGAGAUAAAGGUGAUCCUGGUCUGUCACUUGGACAAGCCCCGAAUGGACCAAAAGGAGAGUCUGGGGUCAAAGGUCCUGCUGGAGCGCCUGGCCAAUAUGGGCGAAAGGGACAAAAAGGUCAUCCUGGUCCCGCUGGUCUGCCUGGUGAACCUGGUGAAAAAGGAGCAGACGGAAGCCCCGGGGUCAAAGGUUAUCCUGGCAGGCAGGGUUUACCUGGGCCUAUAGGUGAAAUGGGGCCAAAGGGAGACAAGGGCCACAUCGGCAUCCUCGGGCUCUUUGGCCUUCCUGGUCCUGAUGGCGACAGAGGAAUUCCAGGCGUACCUGGGAAGAAGGGCGAGAUGGGUAGGCCGGGAUUUCCUGGCGACUUUGGAGAGAGAGGACCCCCUGGCCCUGAUGGAAACCCUGGUAACCUUGGAGCUCCUGGCCCGCAUGGAGUCUCUGGUCUAUUUGGCGAGAUGGGUCCAGCUGGUAGUAUGGGUUUACCAGGACCACCAGGACUUAAGGGAGUGCCGGGAAACUUCGGUGAACCUGGACUGAAAGGUGAUAAGGGAGAUGUUGGCUUGCCAGGAGACCCAGGCGAGGCAGGGUUCAGAGGGGACAAGGGCAUCCAAGGGGCACCCGGUACACCAGGACCUUCUGGAAAUGUAGGCCCAACGGGUCAACCUGGUGACAAAGGCCCAGAUGGUACAGCUGGCCCGCCUGGCCUAGAGGGUUUCCCAGGUGACAUCGGCCCACCGGGUCAAAACGGCCCAGAGGGACCAAAGGGGAGGCAAGGCACACGAGGGUUUCCUGGUCCGCAAGGAACAUCUGGACUCAAUGGCGAUGAGGGGCUGGUCGGGCCAGCUGGACCGUUUGGAAUUGAGGGCAGGCCUGGGAGGCAAGGAUUCCCAGGAUUUACAGGCCUGGACGGACUCAAGGGAGAGACCGGGAUUACCGGAGAGGUCGGGAAUUUUGGAGAGAGGGGUUUGCCUGGCUUCAUAGGGACUACUGGGGAAAUAGGCCUUGCUGGAGAAAUGGGUGAUCGUGGGAAAACAGGCAUUCCCGGACCUCCAGGGGAAUCGGGGCCGAUGGGUCACACUGGAAUACCUGGAGAGACAGGUCCGCCUGGGAUGGAAGGAAUCCCAGGACCUCUCGGCUUGAUGGGAUCAGGUGGCACCAGGGGACCCAAAGGUGUGGAGGGUCCGAGGGGUCCAGAUGGUGUAGUUGGGGAAGACGGUGCUACAGGGCUAAAGGGCCCUGAUGGUCCGCCAGGAAAGUCAGGCUUCGUUGGUGAUGAGGGAAAGCUUGGCGAGCCUGGUGAAACUGGGCCAAAUGGAUUUCCGGGCGUACAAGGACACUCUGGCCCUCCAGGGGACAAAGGUCUUGCUGGAAACACAGGAGCAGCCGGGCCUCCAGGAACAGUGGGGGCAACAGGAGAGAUGGGACCCUUGGGUCUACCAGGAAAAGCUGGUGAUGGAGGACUGUCUGGUGAGCCUGGAGAGAAGGGCAACAAUGGUCCACUGGGCAACAUAGGAGAGCAGGGUCUGACUGGCCAGAGAGGUGAGCAAGGCAUCGACGGUGAGACUGGAUCAAGUGGUCCCGAUGGCAUUAAGGGUGAGAAAGGUGAUACCGGAACAGAGGGUGCCAAGGGAGACACGGGUGAAAUUGGUCAGAAAGGAGAGGAAGGACCCUGUGGGCCUCCUGGGCUAUCGGGGGUGAGGGGCCAAGAGGGCAAAUUAGGCGUAAUCGGUGAAAAAGGAAAAGCAGGAGGCAAGGGGACCAAAGGACACCAAGGUCACAUGGGUGAGAGUGGGAAAAUGGGAGAUCAGGGAACGCCGGGAUUUGUUGGACUGAAGGGUGCAAGAGGAACCAUAGGUCCAGUGGGAGUUCCUGGAAGAAUGGGCCAGAUUGGAGAAACGGGAAUACCAGGCUAUGAGGGUCACAAAGGACUUCAAGGCUCACAAGGACCACAUGGACCAAAAGGUGAAAAGGGUGAGCAAGGGGAAGACAGCAAAUUACCAGGCCCACCAGGUCGCCAAGGUGACAGAGGUCCUCAAGGUAACAGAGGUGAUAGAGGAGAAGCAGGUGACCCUGGAUAUGUUGGUCCAAUAGGGUUUGAUGGAGAGAGAGGUAAAACCGGUGCACCAGGACUUCCGGGAGAUGCUGGGCCCAGAGGACAACAAGGACCGAAAGGCUCCAAAGGUGAACAAGGUCAGAAAGGAAAAUCUGGGACUAGAGGAACAUCUGGGAGUAAAGGACCACCGGGUCCAGAGGGUCCCCACGGCUCCCGAGGCGAGACAGGAAGGAUGGGUCUUGAGGGCCUCCGUGGAAUAGAUGGACUGCCUGGUGAAGAUGGAAUCAAAGGCACCAAAGGGGGGCAGGGAGAAGAUGGAGUAUUGGGGCUAGUUGGAAAACCUGGGCCGCAGGGUAAAAGUGGUGAAACGGGUCUCCCUGGAGUUCAAGGUUCUUUUGGACCAAAGGGCGAACGGGGUCUCCCAGGUCAAACUGGACCUUCAGGAAUGAGAGGAACCCUCGGCGGUGUGGGAUUGAUGGGAAACCAAGGUGUGAAGGGCUCCAAAGGGCAACCAGGGGACCUUGGCGAACAAGGAUUUGGAGGGCUGGCAGGUCUGUUUGGACCAAAGGGACCCCAAGGAGACAUGGGCUCAACAGGAAUACAGGGACCUAAAGGACCGCGAGGACUGACAGGUAUGGAUGGAGCAUUGGGCCCUGUUGGAAUCAUUGGCCCCAGCGGCCAUCCUGGACUGCAAGGUGACAAAGGAAGUCAGGGGGACAUGGGCUUACCUGGACCAAGGGGGUCACCUGGGCCACGUGGACCACCAGGACCUCCAGGUCGCACCAGUUCUCCUCUUUCUUUUAAAAAUGAGGCGCUUGGGUCUUCUUUUCAAGUUAUCAUUGAUUCCUACAUUCCACUAGGGCCAGAGCGGAAUUACCCGAAUGUGGACUUUCCCAUGCUGGACCAAGGUACAGAGAUUUUUAGGACUUUAGAGCGUCUCAGCUCUCUGAUCCAUAAUCUAAAGAACCCACUUGGGAAGCGGAAUAAUCCAGCCCGAAUCUGCCGAGACCUCUUCAACUGUGAGCAAAGGAUGCGUGAUGGCACUUACUGGAUUGAUCCAAAUCUGGGCUGCGAUGCCGACACCAUCGAGGUGACUUGCAACUUCACUGCUGGAGGACAGACUUGCUUAAAACCUGUCACCGUCUCCAAGGUGGAGAUGGGAAUCAGUCGCAUCCAAAUGAACUUCAUCCACCUUUUAAGCACUGAGGCUGUGCAACAUAUCACGGUCCACUGCUUUAACACGCCUGUGUGGGCAGCAGGACCAUCCUUGCAGCUCUACAGCCAUGCUGUGAGUUUCAAAACUUGGACAGGGGAGAGAAUUCAAGCAGGAGAUCUUCUGGAACCACUUGUGCCCAGAGAUGACUGCUGGAUCAAAGAUGGCCGCUGGCGUCAGACCCAGUUUGUGUUCCAGAGUCAGGAGCCAAAUUUGCUCCCCAUAGUGGAUAUUUCCGACCUACCAACAACAGGACCCAAUUCACGUUACCACCUUGAGGUUGGGCCGGUUUGCUUCUUAUAAAGCUCAAGUAAAGGGAAGCCCUGGUCACCUCAAUGGAGUGACUUUAUUGAGAGUUUUAGACUGUGGAUUACGCCAAUGACUUUCCAGGAAAUAUGCUUGGACUGCAGGACCAGAGACAUUUAAAGACUUUUGGCAUUGUUCCUCCUUUGGAAUAAAAUGACGUUUCCUCUCUAGUGACCUGAUACAAGCUUUGAAAUGCCCAAAUGGAAGAAGCCGAUAUGAACAUUUCAUUGUUUUGGCUCUUUCGAACUCUUCCGGUUGUACAGAAAUAAUGAAGGUACAUUUUUGUCAUCUUAUUUAUAACUGUGUAUGUACUGUAUAUUAUAUUAUAAAGUGCAAUAGCUGUCAGUGUGUGCAUCAUGUCGCUCAUUCAGGUCAUUUGUGUCCAGUACAAAGUUAGUCAGACGUCUUCACGCAAACGUGGGAAGAUACUACCUCUUACAGCACCUCUGAGUGGUACAUUAGGUACACUUGCACAAUCUAAUAAAAUGAUAAAACUCUCAGGAUGUUAUACAUCGCAAGAAAAUGCAACCAAAAUAUUAAUCUUAAGGUUUGAGAUGGUGUCGAUUAAAGUAGAACGUUAUCUUUGUAAAGGUAAAUAUUUAAUACCCAAGUUUACAGUGCAUUUUGCUAAUAUUGACAGACCGAAAUGUAUAUUUUGAAUGCUUCUUUCAUUGGUUGUCUUUGUAAAUUAUGAACUCUUCACAUAUACUGUACAGUAAAUUUAUUUUAUUUUUAUGGUUCAAUUGUUUUGAAUGAUACAAUUUAAAAAUGACAAUGAAUUCCGUUUUUAACUGCAAUAGAUUGUGCAAGCGUACCCAACCUGGUGCUGCAACUUUUCUGUACUCAAUGGGAAUACUCCACAAUAUACUCCAUGCUGGCCAAAC
Messenger RNA from Corythoichthys intestinalis (scribbled pipefish), 6078 nucleotides. Its product is annotated as collagen alpha-1(XXVII) chain B-like. The transcript is spliced from 61 exons. Gene Ontology annotation, molecular function: extracellular matrix structural constituent conferring tensile strength. NCBI's taxonomy places the organism in Eukaryota, Metazoa, Chordata, Actinopteri, Syngnathiformes, Syngnathidae. Bases 167 to 5191 code for a protein of 1674 amino acids. The record is from RefSeq and is a predicted model, not a curated record. Gene Ontology annotation, biological process: extracellular matrix organization.